GCAUAACAUAAUUUUUUUAAUAAAAGUGGAACAAAUCAAAGAUAAACAUGUCCUUAAAUUGCAGAAGUUUGGAAAGAGACUGUUUUACUUCGAUACUUGUACUAGCUCUGAAAAUUUCCUCCUGAAGCUUCAAAUUUGUGAAAAUGGCGGAUUUUGAAACCCUAGCAGCUGCUCCAUCAACUGGCCUAGAAGAAGACACCAAGACAAACGAAGAGUUGAUGCCCGACGCUAAGAACCCUAGUGAAGGCUCGGACUCUGACUCGGAAUCUGAAUCGGACUCCGACUCCGAAGAUGAAUCCAAAGAGAAGGCUCAAAUUGCAGCACUAGAAACACAGCUCUACAAUAAUCCAUCGGAUUAUGAUUCUCAUGUCCAAUAUAUAAAAGCUCUGCGGAAGCAAGGGGACAUAGAGAAGCUGAGUCAAGCAAGGGAAGCAAUGAGUUUGUUAUUCCCAUUGACUCCUGAAAUGUGGCGGGAAUGGGCUAAAGAUCAAACUACCAUUAGCUCCUCGGUAGAAGCAUUUCCUCAGAUCGAAAAGCUGUAUGAACAAGGAGUAUCUGAUUAUAUGUCUGUUGACCUUUGGUGUGACUACUUAAAUUUUGUCCAAGAACAUGAUCCAUCUGUCAGAGAAUGUUCUGCUGUGGGCAUCUCGAAAGCAAGAAAUCUGUUUGAGCGUGCACUUACUGCCGCUGGCUUGCAUGUUGCUGGAGGUCAUCGUAUAUGGGAACUAUACAGGGAAUUUGAAGAAGCAAUUAUUUUUAUUAUUGACGAAACUGACUCUGGGGCAAAAGAAAAGCAGAUUCAGCGCGUGCGAAAUUUAUUUCAUCGUCAGUUGUCUAUUCCCCAUACCGACCUAAAAUCAACACUUGUUGCUUACAAGGCAUGGGAAGCUGAUCAUGGGCGUCUCAAUAAUGUUAACAGUAAUGAAUCAGAUGACCUUCCAUCUCAUGUUGUCUCUGUAUAUCAAAAGGCAUUGGAGAUGCUGAAUGACCGUGCUCAUCUAGAAGAAAAUAUUUCCAAGAACAAUACAGACUCUGAAAAACUUCAAGACUUCAUGACUUACUUGAAAUUUGAGCACUCAUCUGGAGAUCCAGCCCGUAUACAGAUCUUGUAUGAACGUGCUAUAUCCGUGUUUCCUGUAUCUGCUGAUCUAUGGCUUGACUAUACGCAGUACCUGGAUAAAACAUUCAAGACAGCCAGAAUUGUGAGGGACAGUUAUUAUAGGGCCACAAGAAACUGUCCCUGGGUAGGUGAACUGUGGGUUCGCUACUUACUUGCCCUGGAACGUAGUCAUGCUUCUGAGGAAGAGUUAUCAACAGUAUUUGAACGAUCGCUGCUGUGCACUUUUUCAGGCUUUGAUGAGUACCUAAAUGUAUUUCUCACAAGAGCAGAUGGGUUAAGGCGGAGAAUGUCUUCAUCUACAGCUGUGAAGGAUGAGAUGGAUUAUGCAGUUUUAAGGGCUAUAUUUCAGCGUGCAUCAGAUUUCCUGUCCCCACAUCUAAAGAACACAGAAAGUUUACUUCGCAUACAAAGUUAUUGGGCCCGAUUGGAGUUAAAGUAUGGAAAAGAUUUGACUGCAGCUCGUGGUGUCUGGGAGAGCUUGGUUAAAAUAUGUGGGUCUAUGGUGGAAGCUUGGCAAGCUUAUAUAGCAUGGGAGAUUGAGAUGGGCAAUAUAAAUGAAGGCAGAUCCCUUUACAAACGAUGCUAUAGUAAGAGAUUCCCAGGAACAGGCUCAGAGGACAUUUGCCAUUCAUGGCUGCGAUUUGAGAGAGAAUAUGGUUCGCUAGAAGAGUUUGAUAUUGCUGUUCAAAAGGUGUCUCCUCGUCUUCACGAGUUGCAGCUGUUUAGGUUGCAGCAGGAGAGCAAAAAUAUAGUUCCAGCUACAAAUGAGAGAGAAAAUCCUUCCAGGAAAAAUGCCCGUGAAAAGAGGAAGCUAACUUCACAUUCAACUGAAGAACAGGCGCCAGCUAAGCAUCACAAACAUAUGGCUCAAAACUCAGACAAAAAAGCAGAGAAUGAUAAAGGUCAAGCAAGGCAAUCAGCUGAACCAAGUGAAGCUGCUGAAUUAGAUAACAAAAAUGCAGAACGUGCUAGCAACCCAGAAAUACAGGAUAAAUCCUCUAAAAAACCUGUCCAAUUUAAUGAUCAAUGCACUGCCUUCGUUUCCAAUCUGAGCCUCCAGGCAACUGCUGACGAUCUGCAUAAUUUCUUUGCUGAUGUUGGUGGAGUUGUAGCUGUUCGGAUUUUAAAGGACAAAUUUACCAGAAAAUCAAGAGGGUUAGCAUAUGUGGAUUUCUCAGACGAUCCACACCUUGCUGCGGCUUUGCAGAAAAACAGACAAAUCUUUAUGGGUAAGAAAUUAAGCAUUUUGAAAUCAGAUCCUCAGCAAGGCAGGAAGAAAGAAGUUUCUGGACGUAGUGUCAGAGGAGAACAUGCCAGAACAGAUACACGAGAGACCCCGAAGGGAAAAAUGGACGUUCAGCCACAAUCUCCCACUUCUAAGCAUGUUGAUGUGCAGCUGAAGGGGAGGAACACAUUUGCAGUACCAAGAAACGUGAAACCUCUCGGUUGGAGCAGUCGAAGCAAACCACAAUCUGAUGCACUUAACGAACAGGAGGACGGGAACCCAAAAUCCAACGACGAGUUCAGGAAGAUGCUUAUGAAAACAUGAAGGUCAAAUAUGCAACUGGCUAUGCUUAUUGUAAUCGAUUAAAAAAUUGGCUUGCUUGAAGAUCUUUUCUAAUGGGGCGCACAUUGAAUAUCUUUAUCAGCUUGUUGCUUCAACAUAUGGUAUCAAAGCAGUGUUUGUUUACUGAUAUAUUCAGUUGGACAAGGCCUAUGUGCCUUAUGUAAUGUUGUCGAGAUCCUAUUUGUUCAAGUUAGGGAGCUACAGUACAUAUUUUUGGCACAUUGGACUUGGUUGAAGCUUAUAGUUAUAUGAUAUAAUGCAGAGACCAGAGUAUACGAAAA
Molecule: messenger RNA, 2968 nt
Organism: Salvia miltiorrhiza (redroot sage)
Lineage: Eukaryota; Viridiplantae; Streptophyta; Magnoliopsida; Lamiales; Lamiaceae
Exons: 16
Coding region: 144-2669 (841 amino acids)
Biological process (GO): RNA processing
Cellular component (GO): nucleus
Molecular function (GO): RNA binding; protein binding
Source: RefSeq, a predicted model, not a curated record